GUCCCGGCACCGUCUGCCUUUUCUGCUCCUCAGAGUCAACAGCUGCUGCAGCUCCAGCCAUACCCUGGCGCCCCUUCCUAGCACCUUGCCCUCCCCUGAGCCCCCGUGCUGGGGGCCCCUCCUCCUCGCACCUGCCCGAAGGUCACGGGACAGAGGGCGAUGCCAAGAAGCUGGUGAAGUCUUUCUUCUCCGCCUCCGCCAUGGUUGACGGUGUAAAGUAUGAAGUGGCCUCCCAGCACUUGGGGGACGCCUCCCCUUUGGAGGAAGAGGCCCAGGCAGGGCCGGAGCAGGUGAAGCUGAAGAAGGAGAUCUCGCUGCUGAACGGCGUGUGCCUGAUUGUGGGGAACAUGAUUGGCUCGGGCAUCUUUGUGUCCCCCAAGGGCGUGCUUAUGUACAGUGCCUCCUUUGGCCUCUCCCUGGUCAUCUGGGCUGUUGGGGGCAUAUUCUCCGUCUUUGGGGCCCUUUGUUACGCGGAACUGGGCACCACCAUUAAGAAGUCUGGGGCCAGCUAUGCCUACAUCCUCGAGGCUUUCGGGGGACUCCUUGCCUUCAUCCGCCUCUGGACCUCCCUGCUCAUCAUCGAGCCUACCAGCCAGGCCAUCAUCGCCAUCACCUUUGCCAACUACAUGGUGCAGCCCAUCUUCCCGAGCUGCUCCGCACCCUACGCUGCUGGCCGCCUGCUGGCUGCUGCCUGCAUCUGUCUCUUAACCUUCGUUAACUGUGCCUAUGUCAAGUGGGGAACAAGGGUACAGGAUUUUUCCACCUAUGCUAAAGUAUUGGCUCUGAUCGGUGUCAUCAUCGCAGGCAUUGUUAAACUUGGCCAGGGGGCCUCGAAUCACUUUGAGAAUUCCUUUGAGGGUUCAUCAUUUGCAAUGGGUGACAUUGCCCUAGCACUGUACUCAGCUCUGUUCUCCUACUCGGGCUGGGAUACCCUCAACUAUGUCACUGAGGAGAUCAAGAACCCUGAGAGGAAUUUACCCCUCUCCAUUGCCAUUUCCAUGCCCAUUGUCACCAUCAUCUACAUCUUGACCAAUGUGGCCUAUUACACCGUGCUAGACAUGAGGGACAUCCUGGCCAGUGAUGCUGUUGCUGUGACUUUUGCAGACCAGAUUUUUGGAAUAUUCAACUGGACAAUUCCAGUGGCAGUUGCAUUAUCCUGUUUUGGUGGCCUCAAUGCCUCCAUUGUGGCUGCUUCUAGGCUUUUCUUUGUGGGCUCAAGAGAAGGCCAUCUCCCCGAUGCUAUUUGCAUGAUUCACGUCCAUCGGUUCACCCCAGUGCCUGCUCUGCUCUUCAAUGGUAUCAUGGCAUUGAUCUACUUGUGUGUGGAGGACAUCUUCCAGCUCAUUAACUACUACAGCUUCAGCUACUGGUUCUUUGUGGGGCUCUCAAUUGUGGGUCAGCUUUAUCUGCGCUGGAAGGAGCCUGAGCGACCUCGUUCACUCAAGCUCAGCCUUUUCUUCCCCAUUGUCUUCUGCUGCUGCACCAUCUUCCUGGUGGUCAUUCCACUUUACAGUGAUACCAUCAACUCCCUCAUUGGCAUUGGCAUUGGCCUCUCAGGACUGCCCUUUUACUUCUUCAUCAUCAGAGUGCCAGAACACAAACGACCUCACUGCCUCCGAAGGAUUUUGGCAUCUACCACACGGUACCUCCAGGUUCUAUGUAUGUCAGUUGCUGCAGAGAUGGACUUGGAAGAUGGAGAGAUGCCCAAGCAACGAGAUCCCAAGUCUAACUAAAUAAUACACAGAAUCCUGAGAUAUGAAAAGCAGAACCUCUUGCCUUCUACUGGUUGAAGCCAAGGAAGUUGAAAAGGAAAGCUUACUUCUUUAGAGGCACCUGUCCAGAAGCCUGGUCUAGGCAGCUUCAACAACCUUUGAACUUGCUUUUUUGAGAGAUGGACAGUAAUUUAUUUGUUUUGCUACAUAUUGUUCCAGAUUUUUUUAAAGGGGUGAUAAAGCAGACUGGUGGGAGCAUGUCAGGUGUGGGUUUGGUUAUUCUAGAAGCACAUUCCCAUGUGUUAGAUGUUUACUCACUUUGGGGGAGUGCCUACCUAUGCCUCUUUUCCUUUAAAAGGGUCAAAAAUGCUCCAAACUUCCUGUCUCCUUUAAAGAGACAUGGAACUGUAUAGGUGCUGGACAAUAAAAGGGUUAUGUUCCUAAGCUUUGAGGGUCUUCAUUUUAUAUGGUGUCUCUGAGGGCAGUUCCUAUUAGCGUGGCAAGAAAACUAAAAACAAUCUAAUGCUUAAAAAUAUCAGAGUAUUUCUUCCCUCUCAAGCCCGUUGCUGAGGCUGAUGCAACCAAUCUCUGCACCUAAGCUGCUGCAGCAAAAUGUUAAGGUUGUUAGAUAAAAACUAUAUCAAUGUCCAUUCUUCUUCAUUACCACUAAGAAUUUGAGCACAUCUACUUCUUGAAGGAUAUUUUAUAGGUAACCUUGGGGUAAAUAAAUGUGGUUAUUCUGUUUUGA
This is a messenger RNA of Miniopterus natalensis, 2460 nucleotides long. It is a transcript of the gene SLC7A7, whose product is annotated as solute carrier family 7 member 7. Gene Ontology annotation, cellular component: membrane. Gene Ontology annotation, biological process: amino acid transmembrane transport. NCBI's taxonomy places the organism in Eukaryota, Metazoa, Chordata, Mammalia, Chiroptera, Miniopteridae. The record is from RefSeq and is a predicted model, not a curated record. Gene Ontology annotation, molecular function: basic amino acid transmembrane transporter activity; L-amino acid transmembrane transporter activity.